CGGGGUAAAAGGCGGAAAGCAAACCGGUGUUCAUCACAAGAUAUAUUUUAAAUUACUCGCAAACCAUGAAAUUUGAUAACGUACCGAUAAUAACUGCGUAGUAUAAUCUGAACACAGUCGAUGGUACGCAGUACAAAGGAUCUAUAUGCGACUUGGUGCUGACGAUAGCCGCAAACACUUAGAUGCUAUACUGGAAAAAAAUGCUAUAACUUUGAGUGAAACUUCCAUCUUAGAAAACGCACAAAGCUUCGUAAUAAAGGGAAACGUUUUGACGUCGUUGCGGAAAUAAUAACAGAAUCGGCGUCAUAAACACAGAUGUUACCGAGAACUCGCCGGGAUGUCACUUGAACGUUAAUACCUAAUCGACGUCAUAUACAUUCAAAGUUGUAUUGUCAACGUCGUCGAUCUCAAACACAGUUACGCCAAAUAAACACAAAAGAAAUGGCAAGCAUCGAAGUCAGCACAACGUCAUCGGCAUCCACUGCUACAACCAUGGGAACGGAAGGUAAAAAAGCGCCCAGAAAGAAUAAGCUAGUUAUAGAAGCGGACUCAAAGAUCAAGCGAGAACUCAACCGGAAGGACCUCAAGUAUAGUCACCGGCCGUCCGUCUUCGUCGUCAUCAUAAAAUGGUUCUCAACUGCCCUAAUCUUCCUGAUUCUAUUGGCUUUCGUAAAUUUUAGCAAAAUCGGAGCAAUCUCGCUCUCUCACAUGAUGUCUCGCGGAGUUUUCGAAACCGGGACAGCACAGCAACGCGCACAUGGUAUUUUGGUUUUGCUGCAGAUCGCAACAAUCGUUCCUCACGUGUUCAGCUUUCUACGCGGCAUCCUCACCGGUGCGUUGCGGAAGGACAUCCCCUGGCCCAGCCGACGAUCCCUUAUCGGGGGCGUGGCACUGAGCUUAGUGGAGUCAGUUGGAACCACGCUGUUCGUGUUCUGCGUACCGGGGCUCACAGGGCCGGGAACUACGGUGUUACUUAUGAGUGGGGUCUUCGUACUUCCCGUCCUAUACAACGCUUUACAUAGCUGGAUGGAGCAUAGGGGGCGCACGGCCAAGUUUUUCUUUACGGUGGCUAUCGCAUUUGAAUUGGCUGGUUUCGGUUUAGCAGGAUACACGUUCGCGAACCAUAACAAGAUCCCUGAUCAGGACGUGGGCACUGUGGGGGAUUCCACCAGCUUUGGUGUCAUGGUUACUGCUGUGCUAUGCCUCUCCGUUGCCUGGAUACCGGCCAUCCAGUGCCGAUUGUUGAACACCGGAAGUGACGCCGACGUGACGUUAGCACAACCGAUCGACGAGAGUCUUGUGUUCGCCAGCGAAAUCAUGGGGCACAGCGAGCCAUCAAGUAACCAAUCCAUAUCCAACAGCAAUCAUAUGCGAACAAGCGUCCGAUUGAACAAUGUUAUCGCCGCCCAGCCCGCCCCAAAACCAAACCGGAAGUUGGCCCCGUCUACGUGGAAACUGACGAUUGUCAUGUCCGCCGUGAAGGCUGUGUGCAUAUUUGGCUUUUCCAUCCUGUUUUACGCGGAGGUGUUGCCCAAUGCCUCUGCUGAUGACUGGGUGAAGGGAUGGGGGCAAAUGAGCCAGCUGACCAAGACUGAUUGGGUGAUGUUCGUCGGCAAUAUCGGCGGAACUUUCUUUGGAUAUUUCACGGCUUACUUCGCUUGCACCACGCGCAUGCAGCGGUUCGGAUUCUCAGUUCCUUUGACGUUGUUCAGCACGCCGCUAUCAUACGUCACUUUCUACGCAAUGUGCCCGCGUGGUGUCUUAGGUGAAGCCAAUUGCACGAUGUAUGGCGACGCAUUCUCGGUGAGCGCUCUGGUUUUGCUCGUUGUCGCUCAGACCCUUUCCAACGGUUAUCUGCUCUUCGGAUCUCAGUUUCUAGCCAUGCUGAAAGAAGAUCAGUUGUUUUGGACGCCUAUGUACACCAGCGGCCUGCUGGAGCAGUGGCUUAUGUUGUCCAAGAAGACUGAGUACCACGACGAACAGCAUGAGGAUCCCGUGCUAAAGGCGAGCCGGACGAAGGUCAUCAUAUGUACCACAAUGUACAGAGAGGCGGACUACGAAAUGCGACAACUCCUGCAGUCAAUCAACGGCAUCCAUCGCGCACAGACGGACGGUGUAUGGAAAUUCGAGUCGCACAUAUUCUUCGAUGGCGCCGUGAAAGACGUUUAUUUUAACCUAACGGAUUUCGUUCUACAGCUUAUAUCUCUGGCAGAAGAAGAACUAGGUGUGAAAGCACAGUUUUGUACGCGCACGAGCACACCGUACGGAUUGUCCAUUUCAUGGAAUCUUAACACCAAGCUCACCAACAACCUGGACCGAGAUAUGGUCUUCAAAAUACACCUCAAGGAUAACAUCAAGGUGAAGAAUAAGAAGCGAUGGAGCCAAGUGAUGUACAUGUCAUACGUGCUGGACUUCAUUCUGAAACAGGAGGAAUGUUCCGAGGAAGAAUGUUUCAUUCUCACCACCGACGCAGAUGUCCGCUUCAAUGUUAACUCUGUGGAAGCGCUGCUUGACCUGAUGACACGUGACCCGAGUGUGGGGGCGGUGUGCGCGCGCACCCGUCCGCUAGGAAGCGGCCCCCUCGUCUGGUAUCAGGUGUUCGAGUACGCCAUUGGUCACUUGUUCCAAAAGGCAGCCGAACACGUGAUCGGUUCGGUCCUAUGUUCACCCGGAUGUUUCAGCGUCUACCGUUGCAGCGCUAUCCGUGACAUCCUACCCGAGUACGCCACGAACGUGGAACGCGCGUUUGACUUCCUGAUCAAAGACAUGGGGGAGGAUAUGUGGUUCUGCACACUCAUGGUGCAGAGUGGAUGGAGAAUCGAGUACUGCGCAGCCGCAGAAAAUAGUACGCAUUGCCCAGAAGACUUCGAUAAAUUCUUCAAACAGCGUCGCCGUUGGGUCGCCUCCACGUUGGCCAACCUCAUGUUGCUGGUGAAAGAGUGGAGCACAAUCUCGAGACUGAAUCCCCGAGUUUCCGUCGUGUUCCUGCUAUAUCAAGCUGUGCUCCUUUUUGCCACUCUGAUUGGACCCAGCUCCAUCAUUCUCGUGGUCACAGGCGGUUUGACGUAUGCAUGGAAUGUAAACUCUACGACGACCGUGAUACUACAGCUGAUAGUGACGGUGCUAUACGCCGUGAUUUGUCUUACGACGUCAUCGAAAACGCAGCUCAAUACGGCGAAAUUGUUAACAUUCGUGUACGCCAUCAUCAUGGCUGCGGUGAUGGUGGGAACCGCUGUUCAGGUUGCCAAAGACAUCUCAAAGGCGAGCGAUGCAGCGUUGAUCCACCCAUCAUUCCCAAUAUCUCCUACCACUCUGUACCUUGCCAUCAUUGUGGGCAUAUUCCUGCUGACGGGCAUGAUGCACCCGAGCGAGUUCUGCUGUCUCCUGCACGGUUUUUGGUUCUUUCUCUGCAUCCCCGCCGGCUAUCUGAUCCUCAUGAUCUACAGCAUAUGUAACAUCACCGACCAAUCUUGGGGAACUCGAGAGGUUGAAGAGCACUCAGUGCGCGUGGCACACCGGAACUGGCAGGACCGACUGACAGCAAUGUUCAAGGAGGUGUUCUUCUGUUGUUUCACUCGUCGUGAGACGAGGUCAGUAGAGAGCCAAACGGAGGCGGGUGUUCGGAAGCCGAUGUCGCGCAGCGGAUCCGUGAUUGAAUCGUCGGAAACCAAUACCGACGCCAAGACAGCGAGAACGUUGAACACAUCUGAAGCCGGGCUGCCGAGCAUUCAUGAAGCAUAUGACGAGGUAGAUGAUGCCCGUAAAAGCUUCUCGGAUACGGAAGAGGACGACGACAAGAUAAACAAUGAGGAAGGUGUAAAGGUGGAAGAAUGGCUGACGCCUGACUUUGAUGCAUACGACAUCGUGGUUCAAAAGUUUAAAGAAUACGGAUUUGAGAACACCAUCUUCAUCAGCAAAAUGACAGACAACGAGCUUACAGAUAUGGGUAUCAAAAGGUCGGGACAGAAACGCUACCUGAUGGAGAAAAUAAAGACACUCCCAGACUACGAGAUUGUUGCGGAUGUACCGAAAGACGUCAAAAGUUGGUUGACGAAAAUUGGCCUGGAAAUGUACACGACCAACUUCAAACAGGAGCACAUUAACUCCUCUAAAGAUAUAGAGAUACUGAAGUCCUUCUCUCGAAAAGACAUAGAAACGGAGCUGAAAAUCACCAAAUUAGGUCACAUCAAACGGCUGAUGCAAGCUAUUGCCAAACUGAGGAACCCAACAUCCGGUGAACGGAAGAUUCUUGAGGUAGGACAACGUUUAAAGAAAUCUGUCUUGCACAAGAUGCGCGAACACCAGCCGGAAGAGGAAGAAUUCUGGCAGACGCUUCAAAAUUUGUGUCUUUUGCCCCAGUCCACUGCGUAUGGACUUGAGGAAGAUCUUAAACGUGACUUGAGAGAGUUGCGAAAUAAGUGGAUCUUCAUUCUGGCUGUGUUCAACACACUUUGGAUGGUCCUAAUCUACACCCUCUCUGAUCAGGGGAAGCUACUCAGUGUCGCCAGCAGUAAUCCAGUCGGUCUGGUAGUGCUUGUGGUAUUCAGCUUUGUGCUUUUUAUCCAGUUUAUCGCCAUGAUCAUUCACCGCAUUACGACCGCCACACACUUCCUGGCACGCGCCCCUACCGGUUUGGUGCUAAAUACCGCACCGCGUGGGCUCUAAAUGACUGUGACAUGCGAGAGGAAACAGAGGCCAGGAAGGCGCGCGCAGACGCGAAAAAGCUGGCAGAAGAGCGCAUCUAGAAUGGUAGAUCCACUAGGGUGGCUAAACCGGAAGAGAAACAGCCACUGCUUCGGCAAUCGGAAGACUCCAUAUCCAUCGUCUGAAACGGCGAGACACAAAUAUAUUAUACCAUGACGACAUAAAUUGAAUAGUGAUAUAAACAUUGCACAUUUUUCAAUACAGAGUUGCCGUUCAUUAGCUUUCAUACAAAGACUCCGAGUUUGGAUACGUGAUCUAAUUAUUUCAAUUAUAUAUACUCAUAAGAUUAUGUGUUUUAAUAGUAACGUUUGAUAAAUGUGUAUAUUAAAAUCUAUAGCAUAUAUAUGACAUAUAUUACUUGCGUGCAAUAAGUUUUAGCUUUAUCUUUUCAAUGAGAUACAUGAAACAAAUAUUAUAUAUAUUAUUAAAUAGUGACUAUAUAAAGCACGAUUGCGAUUAACUCUGACGAAAUGUAUUUAGAUAAAAUUCAACCAUCUUUUAAAAAAACAGAUACGAAUUGAGAAAUAAUUCAAUAAAUAGGUUGGGUUAAAUGUUCCUGUUGAGGACAGGUAAGCGUAUUUGCUUAAAACGAAAACCCGAUCCUCAAUUUGGACAUAAUAAAAACGACCUGAUAUGGUUUUACUGUAUGGGAGGCCAUGUUUAGGCUUCAUAAGCCUCGUAUUGCAAACGUAUCUGCAUCCAAAAUUAAUUAAGUAUUAUCUCAGUUAUUUACAUUGAUAUGGACACCGUGGUCAAGAUUAUAAGCAAUUAUUAUUGAUUAACGAGCAAAACUUCAUUAUCCCGUAUACAAGGAUCAACAUUUUAUCAUGUUUUGCUUUAACAUUGUGUAGUGUUCGCUGUUUAAUCCCCCAUUGUUUUAGGAUAUAUACGUUGAUCGUUUAUAUUAUUUUUACUAAUUAUGAGUAAUUAGCGUUCAUGUAUCGCAGUCAUGUAAUAUUAAGUACUGUGUAGUAAUGUUUUUAAUGAAAUGUUUAUUAUUUACAUGUUAUAACAUAUUUGUAUCGUUACAACUUUUCCAUGUCAUUUGUUGGUGAUUGAAUUUCAUCUUUUGUAUCUAAAAUAUACAUAAUUAUUGUUACAAAUGAAUA
This is a messenger RNA of Dreissena polymorpha, 5813 nucleotides long. Its product is annotated as chitin synthase chs-2-like. Bases 442 to 4665 code for a protein of 1407 amino acids. Gene Ontology annotation, molecular function: chitin synthase activity; protein binding. Gene Ontology annotation, cellular component: cell periphery; cell septum. Lineage: Eukaryota; Metazoa; Mollusca; Bivalvia; Myida; Dreissenidae. The transcript is spliced from 34 exons. The record is from RefSeq and is a predicted model, not a curated record.